Messenger RNA from Alternaria conjuncta, 738 nucleotides. RefSeq lists its product as uncharacterized. Lineage: Eukaryota; Fungi; Ascomycota; Dothideomycetes; Pleosporales; Pleosporaceae. Bases 1 to 738 code for a protein of 245 amino acids. Gene Ontology annotation, biological process: transmembrane transport; spermidine transport; spermine transport. The record is from RefSeq and is a predicted model, not a curated record. Gene Ontology annotation, molecular function: spermidine transmembrane transporter activity; spermine transmembrane transporter activity. The transcript is spliced from 2 exons.
AUGAACCACAAUGGCCAGAAUGGACAUGUGACAUUGAUCCAUGAGACCGAGACUGUCAUUGCUGGAAACAACGGAGAGAAGUCCGACCCCGAGCAUCAAUCUCCAUGCCAACCCGCCAAAUUCGAGGAUGAACGACGCUGUAGUGAACGGCCUGCUAGCGAAGAUGGAUCGUUCACCAGCCCCGUCGACCCGAUGGACUGGGAUGGUCCGGACGACCCUGACAACCCACACAUCUGGUCUACAUGGAAGUUGGCUUAUCAUACGAUGAUACCAGCCCUCUUUGGAUUCACCGUCACCUUUGGAACAUCAGUGUAUACACCCGCGCUCGCAGACGUUAUGCGUGACUUCGACGUAUCGCGCACGGCUGCGCUCAUCGGCAUAACGCUUUAUACGCUCGGCCUCGCGUUUGGUCCAAUUGUGACCGCACCCCUUAGCGAAAGAAAGGGCCGAAAAGUCGUGUAUCUGGUGUUCUUCCCCAUAUCCAUGCUGUUUACACUCGGUGCGGGCUUCUCGAAGACCUUCGCGGGCCUGGUCAUAUGUCGAUUUUUCGCAGGGUUAUUCGGAAGUCCAGCGCUGGCUGUUGGUGCUGGAACCAAUGCCGAUUUGUUUCCACCACAUAAGCGCGCCUUGGCGACGAGCUUCUACUUGAUGGCUCCUUUCGCCGGGCCGUCUUUUGGGUAUGUGUAUCGUCCAGAGUUCAUUGCUUUACUGGAUGUUGACGUGAUGACAGACCCGUAG